Messenger RNA from Cydia amplana, 529 nucleotides. RefSeq lists its product as uncharacterized. The coding region runs from base 13 to 525 and encodes 170 amino acids. Gene Ontology annotation, biological process: transcription by RNA polymerase III. Gene Ontology annotation, cellular component: transcription factor TFIIIC complex. The record is from RefSeq and is a predicted model, not a curated record. The transcript has 3 exons. Lineage: Eukaryota; Metazoa; Arthropoda; Insecta; Lepidoptera; Tortricidae.
GCUAUAAAAAAAAUGGAAGCAAUGAUCUGUGAAGAAUCAGCUGAUUCUGAAGAGGAAAUUCUCGUUUUCGCCGAAUUCGAGGAUACUGUGAACAUGGAAAACUAUAGAUCAAUACAUGUGCUUGGUAUUAGUGGGAAAAAUCCUAUAAUACAAUUAGAUGACACCAUAUUCACAGGACAAUUAGAAAGCCCUCUUGGAACAUACAUGUUCUUUGCUAGAGAUGUAGCUCCGCCUAGUGUUGAUCCUCUUUUUGACAAAGUGCCAAAGGAAAAUAUGAAGUAUCUUUGUAAAGCAGACAAAUACCUCAGAAUGAAGCAUACUUACAUUACUCCUAGGGAAGGUGCAGAAACGGAUGUUCGAAGUGUACCUCCAGAAGAUGAAGAUAAUUUGGUGCCAUUAAAUUUCAAGACAGUACAAGAUGCAAUAGAUACCUUUAAAAUAGAGUGGAAAUCAAAAUUACAAGAAGCUGAUGUUAAAGUGACCCCAAACCAUCCACCAUGUGAAGAUCAAGAUAUGACAGAUUAAGAUU